Messenger RNA from Spirometra erinaceieuropaei, 486 nucleotides. The record is from the annotation of a GenBank genome assembly. NCBI's taxonomy places the organism in Eukaryota, Metazoa, Platyhelminthes, Cestoda, Diphyllobothriidea, Diphyllobothriidae.
AUGGACGACGAGCGACUACCCAAACGACUCUUCUACGGAGACGUCGCUACGGCUUCUCGCCGUCAAGGAGGCCAAAUUCGUCGAUACAAGGAUACUCUGAAGUCCUCCCUGAAGCGUCUGCAAAUGAACCCGACCAACUGGGAAGAGCUCACCCUCGACCGACCGACCGACCGACCGACCGACCGACCGACCUGGAGGAGGAAAGUGAAGACAGACGCUGCGAUCUAUGAAGACAACUGCAUCGCCUCCGCCAAAGUGAAGCGCGAAGCCCGCAAAUCACAACUGCGCCCAGUACGCAACGUCGACACACAACCGCUUCCAACGUGUCCUCGAUGUCAACGGACAUUCCGGAUACGAAUUGGACUUAUUGGACACCUCCGGACCAACUGUACCUCUCGGACCGCACCAACUGUCGUCCCUCCGCCCGCCUCUUCCUCCCCUCCGCCGCCAACUAACUCUGACCCAACCACGGUGACCGGAUCAUGA